AUGGAUUUCUUGUGUCUUCUGUUGGUGCUGCUACAUUGUCUUGCUUCAACUCAAGCAUGUGGCAAGACUCAUUCCCAUGUUUUCAAUGUGGAGGAAGUUCCUCGUACUCGGCUGUGUAGAACGAAGAGCAUAAUGACAGUCAAUGGGCAGUUUCCAGGACCCAAUCUGUAUGCUCACAGAGGAGAUACCAUUGUUGUGAAGGUCCACAACCAUGCAUCAAAGAAUGUUACCAUCCACUGGCAUGGAGUAAAGCAGCCAAGGAAUCCAUGGUUAGAUGGCCCUGAGUUCAUCACGCAGUGCCCCAUUAAGCCUGGAGCCAGUUUCACCUACACCAUAAUCCUCUCCACCGAGGAAGGAACCGUUUGGUGGCACGCGCACAACGACUUCGAUCGAGCCACCGUACAUGGCGCCAUCGUCGUUCGUCCCCGGCGCGGAACGCGCUACCCCUUCCCACACCCCUUCCAAGAAUUCGUCAUCAUGCUCGGGGAGUGGUGGAACCGGGGCGCCAAUGUAAUACUGGAAGAGGCUCUUAGCACGGGAGGUGAAGUCAACAGCUCCGAUGCUUUCACCAUUAAUGGACGACCGGGCGAUCUCUACCCUUGCUCGUCUGCAGGAACCUUCAGAAUGCCGGUGGAGCACGGCAAGACCUACCUCCUCCGCGUCGUGAACGCCGCGAUGAGCAACGGGCUCUUCUUCUCCGUCGCCAGUCAUACCGUCGUGGUCGUAGGAUCUGACGGGAACUACGUCAAACCUUUGUCCUCGGAUUACAUCAUGAUCACGCCCGGGGAAACGAUGGACUUGCUACUGGAAGCUAACCAGCCUCCCGACGCACUCUACUACAUGGCAGGCCGGGCGUUUAGCUAUCUCUCCCUCGGCUCGUUUCCCACCACCGCCACCACCGCCAUCGUCGAGUACGUUUCUGACCUCCCCUUGGAGUCGACUAAACCCCUCCUGCCAACCCUUCCUUACUACAACGAUACCGCGGCGGCGACCAACUUCUCCUUCGCGCUCCGUAGUCCAGCGAACGCCGCCCACCCGGUGGAUGUCCCCAAGACGGUCGACCAAGACAUGUUCAUCGCGGUCGCCAUUAACGAGCUCGAGUGCCCCCAGGCGUCGUGCGCCGGGCCCAACGGGACGCGGCUGCGGGCAAGCCUCAACAACAUCAGCUUCGUGGACCCUCCCAUCGACAUACUGGAAGCCUACUACGCGGGGAUCGGCGGCGUGUUCGGCGAGAACUUCCCGAGCAUGCCGCCGUACUACUACAACUUCACGGCGACGGACCAGCCGCUGAGCCUCUUGCUCCCGACGCUGGGGACCGAAGUCAGGGUCUUGGAGUACGGGGCGAGGAUGGAGGUGGUGUUCCAGGGGACGUCGCUUGUGAUGGGGGACAACCAUCCCAUGCACCUGCACGGCUACAGCUUCUACGUGGUGGGCUGGGGCUACGGGAACUUCGACAAGAAGAGAGAUCCCCUGAGGUACAAUCUGCAAGAUCCACCAUUCAAGAACACCAUCGGAGUUCCCAUAAACGGAUGGGUGGCCGUCAGAUUCACAGCCAACAAUCCUGGGGUGUGGUUCAUGCAUUGCCAUAUCGAGCGCCACAUGAUUUGGGGAAUGAACACCGUGUUGAUAGUGAAGGAUGGCGAAGGACCAAAGGAGAAGGUGCUGCCUCCACCUCGCUACAUGCCGCCUUGCUAGGACUCUCAACUCCACAAGCGUGUUGAUCGUAUGCUACGAGUUUAAUCCUGUCAUGUACCAGUUCUUACGAUCUUUACUUGCAUAGAAUAAAUUUGAAGU
Molecule: messenger RNA, 1794 nt
Organism: Musa acuminata AAA Group (dessert banana)
Lineage: Eukaryota; Viridiplantae; Streptophyta; Magnoliopsida; Zingiberales; Musaceae
Product: laccase-15-like
Exons: 6
Coding region: 1-1695 (564 amino acids)
Biological process (GO): lignin catabolic process
Cellular component (GO): apoplast
Molecular function (GO): hydroquinone:oxygen oxidoreductase activity; copper ion binding
Source: RefSeq, a predicted model, not a curated record